Molecule: messenger RNA, 360 nt
Organism: Caenorhabditis angaria
Lineage: Eukaryota; Metazoa; Nematoda; Chromadorea; Rhabditida; Rhabditidae
Source: the annotation of a GenBank genome assembly
AUGUCCAACGGCCAGAUUUCUGCUCUCAAGGUGAGCGAAAAUUCGAAAAAACUUUGAAAUAAUUUUCAAAAAAUUCCAGACAUUUCUUGAAUUAUCCCGAUCUUUGAUUGUGUUAUGUCUCGGAAUUGUUUUCCUUCUUGUAUUUUAUAUUGUUCGAGCUCCGCUGAUCAAAAAACGGAGGGAGCUCGAAAAUCAACUGAAAUUAUCUAUGAGGAAAUAUGAAACCGAGUAAGUUUUUUUCACGAGAAAAAACUUUUUCAACAAAAAUUCCAAUUUUUCAGGAAUCUUGAAUUGGAUCAAAUCAAUUUCUACGGACUUCUCGAAACUACAAAUAUAUUCAACAAUGAAAAAAAUGACUAA